AUGAAUAGGUACUUCAAGCCCCCACACUUAGACCAACUCGAAGCAUCCGAAAAGGACAAGGAGGCUGAAAAAUAUAGGGAAAAACUGUUAGAGGAAGAGGCUGUGCUGAAACAGUUAAAGAAGAUCCAAGCAGACAUAUCUAUCUUGGGGUUGCUUAUGGCUUCGCGUGUGCACCGGCAAGUUGUAUUGUCGACAAUGGAUAAGGCCAAACUGUUUAUCGACACAACUCCAGAGCAACUAGUGGGACUUGUCUUCCCGGGAGUUGAGUGUAGAGAGAAGUGGGUACCGGUUGUAUUGGUUGACACUGGGUCUGCAAUCAAUGUUUGUCCAUCUCUCACAAUCUAUGCUAUUGGCUUGAAGCCAGCGGAUUUUGUACCAACAGCCCAGCUACAAGAGAGCGACACAGAGGAACAGACUGAACAAGCUGCUGAGGUUGCAAAGAGCACAGAAAGUGAGUUCGACAUCAGUGAACUUGAGAAGUUCAACAAAGUGAAGCCCCCAAUCUUUCUGGGUGGUAUUGAGUCGUUGAAAGCCGAAACAUGGCUGCCAGAGACUGAAAAGAUAUUUGAAGUGUUCCCGUGCUCGGAAACUCAGAAAGUUUUUUUGGCUACCUACACUCUGAAAGAAGAAGCUAGACGAUGGUGGAUGCUUAUCCGAGAUAAUAGUGGGAUUAUGAUGUGGAGCCAAUUUAAAGUGAUAUUUUAUGAGAAGUACUUUCCCCAAUGUUUCAGAGACCGUAAAGUCUCAGAAUUCCAAGAACUCAAGCAAGGCAAGAUGUCCAUAGUCGAGUAUGAGGCUAAAUUCACUAAGUUAGCCAAAUUUGCUCCUCAUAUGGUUGACACAGAUUACAAAAAGGCUCAAAAAUUUGAAGGGGGCCUAAAUCUGGAUGUGUUUGAUCGAGUAGGCGUUCUGAAGUUGCCUACAUAUGUGGAUGAACUUGACAGAGCAUUGAUGGUAGAGGCCAAUCUGGCAACAAUGAAACAAGCUAAAGCACCAACAACAUAA
Camellia sinensis is the source of this 1005-nucleotide messenger RNA. RefSeq lists its product as uncharacterized. NCBI's taxonomy places the organism in Eukaryota, Viridiplantae, Streptophyta, Magnoliopsida, Ericales, Theaceae. The record is from RefSeq and is a predicted model, not a curated record.